Symbiodinium necroappetens is the source of this 898-nucleotide messenger RNA. Lineage: Eukaryota; Dinophyceae; Suessiales; Symbiodiniaceae. The record is from the annotation of a GenBank genome assembly.
GAAGCUUCUGCGCCUGGGCGGCGAGCCCUGGGAGGCGCCUGGACUCGGAAACGGCCCGGAGCAGCGAGCCUUGGAGGCCAGCAUGCCCUUCGGCGAGGCUCUGCGACCCUUCGUUGGCAUUUGCGAAGCCGGGCAGGAGCUGCACAGAAUCCUAUCGGACUGGCUGGAGGAAAUGCCGCCGCCUGGAGGGUCUCUCCCUGGCCUGCCUGCGUCUGCCCGCAGGGUCGCCUGGCGCUUCGGCCGGAACGCGGCGGGCUGUAGCAUCCUGGAGCGCGGCGUGGCCCGUCUCGUGGCAAGUGGCCUCAUCCCGACGGGUGCAUGGUACACCUCUCUGGUGGACCACAAUGUCUCAGCUUGGAGGAAGGACCUGCGGCGGCUUCGGACGAUGCUGGAUUGGAGCUUGCAGACGGUGACCUGGAAUCGGAUGCUCCUCACUGGUUGGCCCCUCCCUGCGAUACUUCAUCGUCUGCAGGAGGCCUACCUCAAAGAGGCCGUCUGCAGCGCGGCGGUGGAGGGCGGCUACGCGCUGCGCAGCCGCGCCGAGGGUUCCCCGGGAGUAUGGCUAUGCGUUGGCCGCAUGGAGGAUUUGGCAGCCGAAAGGCCGCGGAGGGGAUCUGAAAGGGACGUCGGGAAGACUCAGAAUCGGUUCAUGCAUGCCAUUGAGAUUCCCUGUUUGCUGCGAGCAGCUCUGGUCCCGGCGCUCCGAAGUCCGAAGGUGGCGGAUGCACGGCGAGUUCUCGGACUGCACAGCCAUUGCAAGGCUUCUGCGUGGCGGGUCUCCCGACGGCUGCCUUUUUGCCGAUAUCGGCGCCUCGACCUUGCAUUUGGGUUGUCCUGCGCCCGAGACAAUCAUCGUGCAAUGAAUUACGGCGAUGCGACGAUUUCGGUUAGCGGUUAG